AUGAAGGGAGUUAGAUCUAAGGAUAAUUGCUAUCUAUGGAAGCCUGACACUCCUGUCCACCUUUCUGACUACUCCAUGAUCAAGGAAGAACUGAAAAUGUACCAUCACGAAUUUGAUGAAUCUUAUGAUUCUGAUGAAUCAGAUAAAGAAUCUUAUAUUGGUGAUCUCGCCAUAAGUGAACUGUCUACUAGUUUUUCUGAGACCAGUCUAAUGAAUGAGAAACUGUGUGCAAAAUUAAGGGAAUAUAGAAGUAUCAAUAGAUUUCUGCUAGAAGAAAGAGUAAGCCUUGUGAUGGACAUUACAGAUCGGGAAAGAAAACGGGAAAAGUCAAAUGUGAACAAUGAUCCUAAAGGACUGUCUGAAAGCAAUGUCACAGAGAAUGUUGCAACAACAUCUAUAGACAAUGUGACAGAAAAGGACUCAGCAACACCGGAAGAGUGCGCUAACCCUAAUAAGGUUCUUAAGGUUGUCCCUUUAAGGACGAUUAGUAGUGACGAAGUAAAGGCCACAAAUCCUAAAAUGACUCAUCCAAAACGACCCAAGGAGGGUAUUCACAACAAGGGUACCAAAUCCUCAACAUCUGCUACCAUGGAGAAACUUACUAAAGAAGGAUCUAAGUAUGUUGAUAAUGCAAUUACCAGGAUUGUUAAUCGUAUUCUGAAGGAGAAUCAUCAAGUGUCUGAAAUAACCAUUCCACUUCAAACCAUAAUGGCUGAUCCCCCCAAUAACACCAGCAAGGCUGAGGCUGUUCACACCGUGGAUAGUGACCUAGAAAUUAACAAGGAUGAGCAAGGAGUUACUAAGAAUACCAAUGUCACCAAGGAUGUCAAUGACAUUGACAAUAAUGAUCACCCUAAGGCCAUCACUGAAACUGACACUAAUGUGGUAAAUUUUGAUGAGUACUCUGAAGACGAAUUACUUACUUCCUUGAAUCCGGGUGUAGCCAACAGGCUAAUGACAAGAAGAAAAGGCAAAGCUGUUGUUCAAGGAUUACCAAAAAGGAGCACUCAAGUGAACAACCCUGCCAAAGACACUAUCAGGAAGAAGAGUACUUAUGCAGGUCCUGUCAAGAGCAAAGUUGUUACCAAAAGUAAAGGGGUUGGUCCUUCAAAAUCUUGGAGCAGGGUCAUUCCAAAGAAAAGAAAAGAGCGGGAAAUUGUUGAACCUGAAUCUGAUGUUGAAGUAAAUGUCCCUAACAUCCCAUCAAGGAAGAAGCCUACAACCAGUAAGCUUGUUGCUAGUAUCCCUGAAGUUCCCAUUGAUAAUGUAUCUUUCCACCAUGCCUCUAGUGUCAGCAGAUGGAAAUAUGUUCUUCAAAAGAGAUUGGUUGUCGAACGGGAAUUGGCUCCAAAUGCUCUUGAAAACAAGGAGGUCCUAGAACUGAUUCAAGAAGCUGGACUGCUAAAAACUGUGUGCAAUCUUCCCAAAUGCUAUGAGAAGUUGGUCAAAGAAUUUGUGGUAAACCUAUCUGAAGAGUGUGACAAUAGCAGAAGUACAGACUACAGAAAGGUGUUUGUAAGAGGUAAGUGUGUAUCGUUCUCUCCUUCUGUGAUUAAUAAAUUCUUGGGAAGAACAGAUAAAGCUCAAACUGAGCUGGAAGUAACAGACAACCAAGUUUGUCAAGUGAUCACAGCCAAGAAGGUAAAAAGCUGGCCCAUGAAAGAGAAACUAACUGCAAGUAAGCUGAGCAUCAAGUGUGCAAUGCUUCACAAAAUAGGAGCAGCUAAUUGGGUUCCAAAAAAUCACAAGUCCACUAUCUCAACUGUGCUUGGUAGAUUUCUGUAUGUUGUAUGA
This is a messenger RNA of Vicia villosa (hairy vetch), 1794 nucleotides long. RefSeq lists its product as uncharacterized. The transcript has 2 exons. The coding region runs from base 1 to 1794 and encodes 597 amino acids. Lineage: Eukaryota; Viridiplantae; Streptophyta; Magnoliopsida; Fabales; Fabaceae. The record is from RefSeq and is a predicted model, not a curated record.